This is a messenger RNA of Mytilus californianus (California mussel), 1917 nucleotides long. RefSeq names its product probable peptidylglycine alpha-hydroxylating monooxygenase 1. The transcript is spliced from 13 exons. Gene Ontology annotation, cellular component: membrane; extracellular region. Gene Ontology annotation, molecular function: oxidoreductase activity, acting on paired donors, with incorporation or reduction of molecular oxygen, reduced ascorbate as one donor, and incorporation of one atom of oxygen; copper ion binding. The coding region runs from base 237 to 1412 and encodes 391 amino acids. NCBI's taxonomy places the organism in Eukaryota, Metazoa, Mollusca, Bivalvia, Mytilida, Mytilidae. Gene Ontology annotation, biological process: peptide metabolic process. The record is from RefSeq and is a predicted model, not a curated record.
ACAUUAUCAUAGAUGGCGUUGUUGUUGUAGAUAAUAGGAAGCAUCGUCCUGGAAACCACCAUUUACGUCAAUAAUUCAAUUCUACAAUUCCAUGUUGACUAAAAUGUAAAAGAUAAAUACAUUGUGUGUGUGUGUGUAAGAGAAUUUUACACAAGAUAUCAAUCACGUACUACACUUCCUUAUCACCAGAAAUUGACAUAAGAGGACACACAGUAGAAAUAGAUUACGAAGUCAAAAUGAGCCUGUUAAGGGCCAUAUCGUUGCUGCUUGCAGUAUUUAUAGUGAAUGCAUCGAAAUUAGAUCUUCUUAUGCCUGAAGUUGCCCCCGAUAAGGCUGACACGUAUUUGUGUAUACCACUGAAAAUGUCAGAUUUAAACACUUACAUAGUUGGAUUUGAACCCCAUGCUAAUAAGAAAGUAGCCCACCAUAUGUUGUUGUAUGGUUGUGAUACACCUGGAAUUCCCGGGGCUAAAGUUUGGAACUGUGGAGGUAUGGAACAUCCAUCAUUCAAAUCAGCAGGUACAUGCAAGACGGGAAAUAAAGGAAUUAUAUAUGCCUGGGCUUAUGACGCACCUGGUUUGACAUUGCCAAAAGAUGUUGCAUUCAAAGUAGGCGGAGACACUGGUAUAAAUUAUCUAGUGCUGCAAGUUCACUACAAAGAUGUUUCCAGUUUUCUACCUCCCAACAAUGGAGUAGAUAGUUCUGGUGUCUCCCUAAUAACAACAGAUGUACCGCAACCUAAACGAGCAGGGGUAAUGUUAUUAGGUACAGGAGGAAUGAUACCCAAACAUUCUGUAGAGUACUUUGAGACUGCUUGUAAGUAUGGUGAGAGUUUCACGGUGCAUCCAUUUGCCUAUAGGACGCAUGCUCACAUGCAUGGAAAGGUUGUAUCUGGCUAUGUUAUAAAGGAUGGUGUGUGGACAGAAUUAGGAAGAAAAGAUCCCAUGAAACCAGAGAUGUUUUACAAUGUGACGACACCAGGAGUCACUAUCAACCCAGGAGAUUAUAUGGCUGCUCGCUGUACAAUGAAGAAUGACGAGGACAGAGAUGUAUAUAUAGGAUCCACUAGCAAAGAUGAAAUGUGCAAUUUUUACAUCAUGUUCUACACCGAUGGAACCAAAACAACUGCCCAAAACUGUUGGACCGGAGGACCACCGUCUUUUUAUUGGGACAAAUCAACACGAUAUGCCGGAGCAAUUCACCCAGAAAACGUCCCUGAAAACGUCAGUACAGAACCGGAAAGUGGAAAGUCAUACCAAAUUACGACAAGAAAGGUACAACCCAUUGUUCAAGACAAUUACCUAGACACAUUGGCAAAUUUGGAGAAGCCCAAUGAUGAGGGAGACCUUGUAAACUUGUUGAGGCGUCUUGAUGCUACAUACAGACAACGCUACAGAGAUCAGGGUUUUUAAGUCUGAAUUCAGAUAUCAAAUUUAACGAUUGUGUUCAAGGUUACAUAGAAAUUACUGAUGAUUAUUGAGUUAUCUGUUGUUAUGUAUAUAAAUCGGGUAAUAAUUACUCGAGAAAUUAUUGAAAACUUUACAUAGAGAAAUUGUUUUAACUCAAUAAAACAGAUAGAGAAAUAAUCUGUUUAUUUGAAGGGGAUUAUUGUUUAUUUUUUAACACUUUUUAUCAAUGAAACGGGUAUAGUUGUCCUGUAACUAGUCAUUAAAUAUAUUUCUGAAUACAGCAUUAUAAUCGCAUGGCGUUUAUUGCAUGCAUACACGUAACACAGAAUGUUACGAUCUCUUUCGUUUAAAGUUUACCCAUUUCCAACUUUUCAUUACAUGUUUGGCUGAUUCUACUUAACUGACUAUUUUGUUUUGGCUAAUUUUAGAUUAGCUUUUUUUUUAACACAACAAGAAUCUUGUUUAUAUUAUAGUUAUGUAUCAUGUGAUUAAAAGUUUAUGUUUUUUA